ACCAGCUGAAGCAUCGCGCAAGAGAGAAACAUCGAAGGAUGUGAGCGCGCGUGGCUCUUUCCGAGCGGGCUGCAUGAAGCCGUCGGCGGUGUCAUGCGUCUCGCCCCGCAGCCGAGCGCGCAUCAUCCGCGGCUCCUCCUGCUCCUCCUCGUCGCGGUGGCGGUGGCGGCGGGGGCGACCGCGUCCCAGCCGCUGUCGCCGGGCUGCCCGGACCGCUGCGUGUGCGACGAGCAGCUGGCGGUUCAAUGCGCCGGGCGGCACCUGCGCAGCUUCCCCGCGGACUUGCCGCUGGCCACUCGGCAGCUCCUCAUCUCGGACAACUUCGUGGCGGAGCUGCCUCCGCUCGCGCUCAACUACCUGUCGGAUCUGGUCUACCUGGACUGCAGCAACAACUCUUUGACGGAGAUCUCCCAGUCCACUUUCGGGAAUCUCAGGAAGUUGGCCUACCUUGACCUCUCCUUCAACAUCCUGACUCGGAUCGAGGACAGGACCUUCGGGCCGCUGGACGGUCUGGUCAUGCUGCGGCUGACGGACAACCCCUUCCUGUCCGAGAUCCACCGGGACGCCUUUGCGGAGAACCUGGCCCUGCAGGUGCUGGACGUGAGCCGGAACAACUUGACGUCGCUGAACGUCAGCUCCCUGAUCUCGCUGCCCGCCCUGCGCUCGCUGGGCCUCAGCGGGAACCCUUGGAGCUGCCAGUGCGCUAGCGAGGAACUCGGCCUGUGGGUCCGCUCGGAGGCCUUCAAGUUUCAAGAUGAGGGCCAGACCGUGUGCGGUUCCCCAGACGACCUGCGGGGCCGUCGUCUCGGCGAGGCGGCCGUCCAAUUACGGACGUCGUGCCGCCACACUUUAGGUUCCCGGGACUAUCUUUUCUUCGUCAUCAUCGGCUUUGUCAUCUUCGCCGCGGGCACCGUGCUGGCCUGGGUCACGGGGGUCGUCAUGGUGCUCUACGAGCGCUACGUCAAGAAGAAAGACGAGCGGCUGGAACUGGACGAGGAAGAGGACGGGGAGGCGGGGGGCGAGUCGGGGCGGACCGCACGGGCCGGGAGUGACCAUGAGAACGCUUUGUUAGGAGCUCCAUACUUUGCAUUCUCGCAGUGCCUCCCUCCGUGGACCUCCUGGAUGUCCUUCUGCACGGACGGAACUCUCGUCUGAGAGGACGAACCAGCUCCGAACGCACCACGGAGCGCACGGUGACCGUGCUUGCCAACGUGUGACUUGUCCACGUCUCUGUUUGACUGGGAAGUGAACUGCGAGUGAAGCUGAGUCUCUUCAAGCAAGCGCGACCGACUUUACGCGCGAAUCGACGGCAACGGCAAUUGUUAGGAGAACAUUGAUAACAUUUGAUUGAUGGCCCACUACCUCGCAAACACAAACGUACAGCCGACGUCAAUUACACCAGAGGGCUAAAUAGUUGACUUCUGUGUAACUACGUGUACCCUUUCUAAGUAACUCAAGGUAACAAAUAAGUAUAUAUAAUAAGUACAAAUAAAAUGUAAAAGUGUCAAGGGCCCAAAAGCAGUAGAAUCCAGUGACAAAAACAGUGUGACGGUCAGGAACGAAGGAGAAGGAGAUGAGCAAAUUUGCUCUCGGACACGCAAUGUUGUAGUCAAGGUACAAUUUGUCGUUUGAAUAAAGUAUUUGACAUGACAGGAGAAUAUUAUUAAAAGAAUCUUUGGCAAAAAUCUGGCCCCAUCUAAUGUCGCUGAUUCCAUUUUUUACUGGAAUCGGAAAACAAGAAUAGCCA
Messenger RNA from Phycodurus eques (leafy seadragon), 1747 nucleotides. RefSeq names its product leucine-rich repeat-containing protein 52-like. The record is from RefSeq and is a predicted model, not a curated record. NCBI's taxonomy places the organism in Eukaryota, Metazoa, Chordata, Actinopteri, Syngnathiformes, Syngnathidae. Gene Ontology annotation, molecular function: voltage-gated potassium channel activity; potassium channel activator activity; transmembrane transporter binding. Gene Ontology annotation, cellular component: voltage-gated potassium channel complex.